Molecule: messenger RNA, 1695 nt
Organism: Closterium sp. Naga37s-1
Lineage: Eukaryota; Viridiplantae; Streptophyta; Zygnematophyceae; Desmidiales; Closteriaceae
Source: the annotation of a GenBank genome assembly
AUGACAGGUGUUUCUCAGGCGCCCAUCUCAGGUGUCUCUCAGGCGCGCCUCUCAGGUGCCCAUCCCAGGUGUCUCUCCGGUAUCUCUCAGGGCUAUGUGGGCAACAAGGCGGCCGUGUUCCCCCUGCAGCUGCUGGGCUUCGAUGUGGAUCCCAUUAACUCCGUGCAGCUCUCCAACCACACUGGGUACCCCACGUGGAAGGGGCAGAUUCUGGACGGGGAGCAGCUGUGGGCGCUGAUAGAGGGCCUGGAGGCCAAUGGGCUGCUCUACUACACGCACCUGCUCACUGGCUACAUUGGGUCGCUCUCCUUCCUGGAAACUGUCCUGCGGGUGGUGGAGAAACUCAGAUCAGUCAACCCCAACCUAAUAUAUGUGUGUGACCCAGUGAUGGGGGAUGAUGGCCGUCUCUACAUUCGCCCUGAGCUCGUCCCAAUCUACCGCUACCAGGUGGUGCCAGUGGCAACUCUCAUCACGCCAAACCAAUUCGAAGCAGAGCAGCUCACAGGCCUCAGCAUACGAACUCAAUCAGACGCCGUCACAGCAUGUGACAUGCUGCACGCUGCUGGGCCCAGGAAGGUGGUGAUCACGAGCAUGGAGGUGGACGGGCAGCUGCUGGUGGUGGGCAGUGACGCCAGCAGCCCUGCUGCAAAGCAGGAGGGGUCCGGAUCAUCUGGAUCACAUUCCUUGCGGCGCUUCUGCAUAGCAGUGCCCAAGAUACCCGAGUACUUCACUGGAACAGGAGAUUUGAUGACUGCAUUGCUGCUUGGAUGGUCACAUAAGUAUCCGCACGACUUGGCUAGAGCAGCAGAGCUGGCAGUGGCAUCCCUACAGGCUGUGCUCGCACGAACCUUGCAGCACCGCUCUCCACCUCUGGACGGCACCGAGUCCUCUCCCACUCCCCCCAUUCCCAAGCGCCUGGAGCUCUGCCUCGUUCAGAGCCGCGAUGACAUUAUAAACCCGCCUGUUGUGUUACUCCCUCCCCGCGCUGCGCGCGCUCUCCGUCCACAGCGCGUGACGCGGGCCGUACUUGUCUCCCGCCGAGUAGCCAUGGAGGACGCAGAGGCGCGCCGCUCUCGCCUGCGCGGCAUGCGCGAAUCCGCGGUGAAGCAGCAGGCGUCCCUCGGCGCGCCCACGCCUUCCGCCGCCGUCUCCGCGCGCUCCCCUCCCCCGACUUCUCCCCCGCCGUUCAUCCGCACGCAUCCGCGCCUGCGCCAUCCGGGGAUGGCGGACCUGGGGGAGGUAGAUCUGCUAGACGGCCAGCAGGGGCAACAACAGCAGGCUCGGGGGGAUCCGAUAGAGGAGGUGGAGCUAUCCGGUGGGCUCAGUGUGCUGGGCCUGAGGGUGCCUUUGAAUAGGGUGCUGAUGGGUGCUGGUAGGAAGAGUGCUGGUAGGGUGAGUGCUGAAAGGGUGGGUGCUGAAAGGGUGGGUGCUGAUAGGGUGGGUGCUGAAAGGGUGGGUGCUGAUAGGGUGGGUGCUGAAAGGGUGGGUGCUGAUAGGGUGGGUGCUGAUAGGGUGGGUGCUGAUAGGGUGGGUGCUGAUAGGGUGGGUGCUGAUAGGGUGGGUGCUGAUAGGGUGGGUGCUGAUAGGGUGGGUGCUGAUAGGGUGGGUGCUGAUAGGGUGGGUGCUGAUAGGGUGGGUGCUGAUAGGGUGGGUGCUGAUGAGGUUUUCCCGCACUUGCUGCAAUUUCCCAUUUGA